This is a messenger RNA of Vigna radiata var. radiata (mung bean), 690 nucleotides long. Its product is annotated as transcription factor MYB1. The transcript has a single exon. NCBI's taxonomy places the organism in Eukaryota, Viridiplantae, Streptophyta, Magnoliopsida, Fabales, Fabaceae. The coding region runs from base 1 to 690 and encodes 229 amino acids. Gene Ontology annotation, cellular component: nucleus. Gene Ontology annotation, molecular function: DNA-binding transcription factor activity, RNA polymerase II-specific; RNA polymerase II cis-regulatory region sequence-specific DNA binding. The record is from RefSeq and is a predicted model, not a curated record. Gene Ontology annotation, biological process: regulation of DNA-templated transcription.
AUGACGGACGUUGGCAACGAUCGAGUGAAGGGCUCGUGGAGUCCUCAGGAGGAUGCGACACUACUGAAAUUGGUGAACCAGUAUGGCGCACGGAAUUGGUCCCUCAUCAGCAGCAGUAUUCCGGGGCGUUCUGGCAAGUCCUGCCGGCUGCGAUGGUGCAACCAGCUGAGCCCGGAGGUGCAGCACCGCCCCUUCACUUCGGCGGAGGACCAGAUCAUCAUCAAGGCGCACGCUAUUCACGGGAACAAGUGGGCCACCAUCUCGCGCCUCCUCCCUGGCCGCACAGACAACGCCAUUAAAAACCACUGGAACUCCACCCUCCGGCGCCGUAGCACGAUGAGUCAGUCGGCGGCGGCGGCAUCGCCAAACACCAAGCGCGCCUCUCCGUCGGAGUGGGACCAUCCUUUCAAGAAACAGCUUGUGGAGAAAGAAAAAGAGCAGGAGCGAAUUGCGAUUCCCGUUAUCACGCCUUUGAGUCUUUUUCCUUUCGGUGAAAAAUCAGAUAGAAAAGUUGAGGAGGAAGAGAAAAAAGUGUGGGAAGAAUUUAAAGUGAACAAUAAUAAUAACAAGAUUUCGAAUCAGGACUACUUUCUGCAGGUCAUGCGGCGCAUGAUUGCUGAUGAGGUUAGAAAUUAUCUUCACAGUUUGUGUAAGAGAAGGGAAUAUGUUCAUCCGAAUCUUCACAAAUAA